AUGGUGGCUAAGCGGCUAAAAGGACUUUAUUUUGCAAACAUUGCUGCAGCGACAGCCGAAUUAAAUGGACCGACAGAUAUGGUGGACCUGAUCACGGAAUCCAUAUUCCAGCGGCUGGUAAGGGCUUGUGAAUAUGAAUUAAAAAAUACGGUUGAUACAACACGGUCUACUGAAGUCGUCGGAAAAACGAUUAAACGUCGACGCCGCCCUUACAUAAUGCAGCCUUCACAGAUUUCUUUAAGUAGACGAGAAGUGGAUUUGGACCAUAUAUUCUCAAGCCGUGCCCAGUUUUACGGUGCGAUGGCCGCUAAGCGGCUAAAAGCUCAUUAUUAUGGCAACAUUGCUUCUGCGAAAACGGAAAGUAAUGUGCCAAAUGAUUUGGUAGACCAAAUACCAGGGUCUACGUUCCGGCAGCUGGUCGCAAAUUGUGUAAAGGACUUGGCCAGGACCGCCUGUGUACCGGAGUUGCUCUUCGCCUGUGCACAAAACUUGCCGGCUUAA
This is a messenger RNA of Macrosiphum euphorbiae (potato aphid), 501 nucleotides long. The record is from the annotation of a GenBank genome assembly. NCBI's taxonomy places the organism in Eukaryota, Metazoa, Arthropoda, Insecta, Hemiptera, Aphididae.